Molecule: messenger RNA, 1222 nt
Organism: Lytechinus variegatus (green sea urchin)
Lineage: Eukaryota; Metazoa; Echinodermata; Echinoidea; Temnopleuroida; Toxopneustidae
Exons: 2
Coding region: 179-1156 (325 amino acids)
Source: RefSeq, a predicted model, not a curated record
UUGAUUGAUAAUCAGAACUCAAAGUCAAUUAACCUUUUCUUUGUGCAAGCUGUUACAUGCAUGAGCUUUAUAGGGGUAAAUUCGUCAGAAGAAUCUUAAGUUAUUAUCAUUUUAAGACAUUGCCUGCUUAACGUAACGUAUGGGUGUACGUCGUUAACUUUGCUAUACUCACGUCAGUAUGUCAAGCAUGGCUGGAAUCAGCUAUUUUCCUGCUCUUCUACUUCUCAUGGCUGUCACGAGUACAGCAGCAGCCUACGGACCCUACUCGCAAUUCCACCGUGAUCGACGAGCGAUUCGUGCACGCACGAUGGCGACAGGAGAAGAUCACAUCACCCAUGCUUCCAUUAAGAUGAGGAUGUUGAACGAAGGUCGGUCUCAAGUUGCAGUCAAUCCCGUCCGAGCCAAGCGAUUUAUAAACGCAGCGUCCGGAAUUCAGCAGCAGCCUAAAGUGUCCGAGGCAUUCAAGGAGUAUGCAGGUAACCAAUACGGACAAGUUUUCCCAGGUAAAGAACGCGCAUCGGAGCUGGUAGACCAAAUCCAACAUGGGUACGUGCAACCGCCACGAGCACCAUUUCCGAAAAACGCAGUCUAUGAAGACCUUCUUACCCGACAGAGGAAGGAUGGUCGAGAUGGUCAUCUAUCUCGAAAACCCGAAAACUUGGGCAAAGUGAAAGAUGAGGUGGACGAUUUCCUGCAGCUUAUGCAUGAAAUGGGCAUCCUCGAAGACCCUGAGGAUGAUGUCUCUAGAGGGAAUAAGCAUCAACGAAAUACAGGUGAUGCAACAAAGUCCUCAUCUGCUGCCUCCUUUGUAAAUCAUCAGAUUCAUCGUCCUGAUCAGACCAAAGAUAUGAAGUCCAAUGUCCGGCAAGAUAUUUCUUCAGGUUACACAAAUCCCCAACGAUCUUCUCGUGUUGUCCAAUCACGAUCACCAAUCCACGAGGAAGUCGCGGUUAAACGUGAGUCGUCUCCAUCUCUCAUUAAAGAUACCCUGGAUGAUGAAGACGUCGAUGACGAGGUCGUUGGUGUCGAAGAAGAGGCAAUCAUCAACAUCCCGCCACAGGCACUUGCAAAGAGUGACAUUAAUAUCGAUGGGAUUGAUCUAGAUAUUAUCAAAAAAUUACUGGAGGAAAUUAUCGCUCGCAAGUCUUCAAAGUAGACACAGCUCUGUGAAAUAUCAAUCUAUAAAGCAAUUAAAAAUGAAAAGGAUAUAAGAAUUUAGUGU